AUGGCCGCAAUCAAUCGCGCCUUUGCGCACGACGAUGUCCUGAAGCAGAAGAUCUUCGACGUACUGAACGUCAAUCCCCAGUACGACACGCUAUUUGAGGAAAUUGCACGGUACAUCCUCUACUACGGCCCGCAGAGCCUCAAUAACGGCGACAACGACCAACUCCAUGCGUCGAAGAAGCGGAAACUCACAAACGGCAGCCUCCCCAUCACCUCUAUCUCCGGCCCAAACAGCCAAGACGGGACCCAGGAGCAAAAAGGACCUCGUCAAGUGAUCCUAGAAGCAAGAGAUAUCUCGUUCUCCCUACCCCAGCGAAAGAAACUACACCUCGGAAUCGCGCAAUACGGCACAGACAUGCACGACCCAGACACGACGUUUACGAUAUUCACGCGGAACCCUGCCACGAGCCAGAUCGACAUGGAAGUGCCUCUCUCGCGAUUCGCCUACGCGCUGCGGCUGCCUGUGCCCGAAAAGGCGGCGAAACAGUACAAUUUCUGCCUUAUUCCCCGGACUGGGGGGGAUUUGAACAGUCUUCCUCCUCCCGAACCGAUCAUCUGGACGGUCAACCAUGGGGCCCUGAAAUCAUGCCACGUUUCCAGUCCCGAGCUGGCCAAGAUCGCAUCCGGCCCGGACGAGAUCCUCGAGAAGGCUCUGGACUUCCUUCUGCAAAAGAGCAGUGGAAUCAACCUGACGUUUCCGACCGCGGAGGAGUUCGCCAGCGCCAAACCCGAAUCUCACCGCAAGGGCGAUAAAGCUUAUCACGUCAAGGCCUUCCGCGGCAGUAAAGACGGAUACCUGUUUUUCUUGCACACCGGCAUCUUCUUCGGGUUCAAGAAGCCGCUUUCCUUCUUCGCGUUCGACGAUAUCGAGUCUAUCUCGUAUACUUCAGUCUUACAGCGCACCUUUAAUCUCAAUAUCGCGUACAGAUUACCGCCCGGGUCGUCUGAUGGUGCUGGGGCGAAUGAUGUUCCCGUGCAGGAAGUCGAGUUCUCUAUGCUGGACCAGGCCGAUUUUCCUGGCAUAGACGCCUACGUGAAACGACAUGGCUUGCAGGAUGCCAGUCUCGCCGAGUCGCGCAGAGCUACUAAGAAAGCCAAUGCUGCUGCCGCUGCCGCCGCCGCGAAUGGAAGUGGGAAGCAGGAAGCGGGAACUGAGGGAGUCGGUGGAUCUGGAGACGAAGAAGAUACCCGGACCGAAUUGGAAAAGGCGCAACAGCAGCUCGAGGAUGAGGAGGAUGAGGAAGAAGAGGAUUACGAUCCUGGCAGUGAAGGCGAGAGCGACGGAAGUGGGAGUGACGAGGACAGCGAGGAUGAUGACAACGGUGCGCAGCAGAAUAUGCGACAAACAAGGAGGAAGACCAAGACGAAGAGUCGUGAUCUGGUUGCUGAAGAAUUGGGCAGCGAGGCUGAAGAUGUCAGUGUCACUGAAGCUGAGGAUGGAGGACGCGUAGAGGCAGAAGACGGCGACGAGGAAGGGGAGGUAUAUGAGGAGGAAGAAGAGGAGGAGGAGGAGGAGGAGGAGCAGGCCGAUCAAGCUCAGGCUGUACCAUCGACCGGCAAAGGCGAUCCUUCAAGCCCAGUCCAUCAGCCUGCUUGGAAACAUGACCCUGGCAUGCCCGAUCCAGAUGAUGAGGAUCAAUUGUGA
Messenger RNA from Capronia coronata CBS 617.96, 1644 nucleotides. RefSeq lists its product as uncharacterized. The transcript has 2 exons. The record is from RefSeq and is a predicted model, not a curated record. Lineage: Eukaryota; Fungi; Ascomycota; Eurotiomycetes; Chaetothyriales; Herpotrichiellaceae. Bases 1 to 1644 code for a protein of 547 amino acids. Gene Ontology annotation, molecular function: nucleosome binding; histone binding.